UUUAAAAUGUUUGUUCGAAAUAAAAUAUCGAGAUGCAAUCGUGGAAUCGUUUUGGAUGGAAGGACGUCAAAAUGCCCUCGCCCGAACAGCCAAAAAGUUUUUGUGGUGUGGAGCCUGGAGCGAAAAUCGGAGCUAAUCAUCAAUUAUCUUGUUUUCGGUGGUUGGCGAUGGUUGUGUUAUUCCACAGAAGUCGAAUAUAGAGAAAGUUCUUGUUAAAAAAGCUCAUGGGGAAAAUGAUGAAACAGAAAAAAUCGGAGUCAAAGCUUACAUCCUCAACAACGACACAGAAGAGCUCUUCGCAUCCGAUUCAGAGAUGAAACACACAGAUGAAACAGAAAAAAUCGGAGUCAAAGCUUACAUCCUCAACAACGACACAGAAGCUAGCUCUUCGCAUCCGAUUCAGAAGAUGAAUUACCAACGCAAUCGACAAAAACAGAAAUUCCAAAAAUGAUGAGACUAUCACAUCUAAUCAAUGCGGACGAAAGCGAUUACAAUUCAACAACCAGUGACGAAGAUGAUGAUUCACACCAAGGCUCUCCAAUACCUGAUGAUGCAAAUAUAUUUUUAUCCGAAGUCUUGGACUCUUUGGUUCGUGGAAUUCAACUCAAAUCCAAUCCGGAUUUCUUGAUUCUUGAAAUCAACCCAUCUCGCUAUGCCUACAAUAUGUCUUUAAAGGAAGUAAAUUUCAAUAUCGUCAAAGCGGUAUUCAGUUUAGAUCCAAUUAAAGAGGCAACAACAACAAAUGUCUUAAGUGCCAACAAUCAGGUAUUGGGUCGCUUGGGUAUGGUUGUUUCAAAUAAUAUAAAAAGCGAUGAUACUAUGUUGGAUUGUUUGAAGGCAAUUCAGGAAUACUGUGAAGAACAACCAGCUCUGAGAGCCAAGGUUUCCCAGAUUAUUCAUUAUCUCUAUGAUAAGGAAUUUGUGUCUGAAGAAGCUAUCCGCAUGUGGCACAAUGAGUUGGAUGAUGAUUCAGAGUGGUUGAAAGCACCAUUGCAGAAACUCAUAGAAUGGCUAGGUCAAUCCAGCGAAGGCAGCAGUGAAGAAGAAAACGACGAUUAAAUACUUUUUCUUUUCUUCUUAACUUAAUGAUUCUUCAAUAAAAAAAAAACUUUAAAAAACUGCCUCUUUGGGGAUAGAAAAAAAAUAUGUUUAAUUCAAUAGAAAAUUUGA
Episyrphus balteatus (marmalade hoverfly) is the source of this 1170-nucleotide messenger RNA. Its product is annotated as translation initiation factor eIF-2B subunit epsilon-like. NCBI's taxonomy places the organism in Eukaryota, Metazoa, Arthropoda, Insecta, Diptera, Syrphidae. The record is from RefSeq and is a predicted model, not a curated record. Gene Ontology annotation, molecular function: translation initiation factor binding; guanyl-nucleotide exchange factor activity; translation initiation factor activity. Bases 448 to 1059 code for a protein of 203 amino acids. Gene Ontology annotation, cellular component: eukaryotic translation initiation factor 2B complex. The transcript is spliced from 5 exons.